CCUCCAGCACCCUUCCGUUACAUCCGCACCUGCCUUCUGUGUUAACUUAAAAGUUCCACUUUCUAGUACCGAUAUUCGAAAUGUAUUAUACCUAACAUACAGAUAAUAGUGUAUGUAUUCAUUGGCUGCUGCGUAUUGACCCGGUAUCUUGACCUUUGACCCGAAUGUCCAUUCAAUGAUAGGAAGAUUUUACAAUUAAUAGUGAUUUGUGUUCAAAUAUGGUAAAACGUCGCGUAUCAUGGAGGAACUAACAAUUCUCAUACACUAAAUUAUGAAGCAGGACGAUGUAUUUCAAUAACAACCCCGGAGACAUUAUGGAUGCCCGCAAUAUUGCAGUGGACUACGUUCAAUAUCGACUGCGAAAGCACGGCUAUAUGUGGCAAAAUGGACCAGCAAUGGAAGGUGUUUCAUCCGAAAUUUUUCAGACUAUGAGAAGCUUGUGUGAUGAAUUCGAGGAAAGAUACCACAGCCAGUUUGACGAAAUGUGUGAACAGCUAGAUAUUACACCAAAUACAGCCUAUCCGACUUUCCACGCAGUUGCAAACGAGUUGUUCGGAAACGGAAUUAACUGGGGGAGGAUUGUUGCAUUGUUUACAUUCGGGGGAUCGCUUGCUGUGAAAUGCAAUGAAAAACAAAUUCCUUUACUGGUUGACAAUAUUGUGGACUGGAUGUCAACGUACGUUAAAAACAACUUAAAUCAAUGGAUUGCCAGUCAAAAUGGUUGGGAUGGCUUUGUGGAAUUCUAUGCACAAGGACAAGAAAGACGAAAUGAAAGCCCGUGGCCUAGUUUAAAGCAGAUUUGUGGGUAUGCUGUGGGCGCUAUUGGAGUGUUGACACUGGGUGCCAUAUUGACUCAAAAAUCUUGAGAUGGAUACAUUACUCGAUGUUUCUCUGGCAUAUUUUCAUCAACAAUCGGACCAGCGAGGAAGUGAGAAGUUAACAAGUUCAUAAACACAACAGUGUACCUAAAGAAGCAACAGUAGAUGGGAGUUUGAUGUGUACUUUUGUAGCUUGAACUCAGCUUAAGAUACAGAGAUGCCAACAUCUGCAGUUAUUUUCAUACUAUAACCAGACUUCUCAGCCUUUGUGCAGUUCACCCUUUUAAAAUAUUGUUUAAAGAUAAAUGAGUAUUAGGCCCACUUUCCAUUAACGCCAGUUUAUCAAUACAGGGCAUUUAUAUAGUACCUUUUCCUUAUAUGCAAUUCCACACAGGUAUUCAAUGCGCUGAAAAAAGUCGAUCAAUGAGCGAUUUUUAUGCAUGCAAAUUUUCAGCGCGGUUAUCUCAUAACAUGAAGCAUUUACUUUUGGUCUAAAGUAAACUCUGACAACGUCAAAUGUUCUAUGGUAAUCCACUUGAGAAAACGCAAGAUAUAUGGAAAAGCACGUUUCAAGUCUCUGAAAAUUGCAAGAACGACAGUAUCAUUCGCACGAAUCUAAGUUUGCAUAACCUAUUAAAGUAUUUUUUGUUUGCGCCAAAUUUGGAGAUCACCAUUUACUUGAAUAUAAUGGGUGACGCAACAAGGAAAUGGGUUACUUGAAUUUAUUUCUGCGUAACCGAUAAAUGGGUCACGCAGAUUUUCAAUUAUCAGAGGCUUGCAUUUGCAUGAUAAAACAUGUUAAUGGAAAGCAGGACAAAGCUACAUGUAUGUUUCAAGUUUAUGGAAAGAUUAAUUAAAAUAUUGCCUUCCACAACUUGAAUUGCAAGUGAGACCAAAAUGUUGACUUUUGUUUUGUUUUCAAUGUUGGCAUCUCUGAACCUGUAGAAACAUAGUUGUGUCCUCACUCUGUUCUGGUGUUUGUCAGCCCUUUUACCACAAUCACAUGGUUUUAUAGUCUGCAUCCGUCUACAAUCGUACUAUUUAUUGUUAAGUUUUCCUCUACAUUUUGAUUUUGAUGUUAGCAUCUAGUGUAGUAUAUCAUGUAAUGUAUGUCAUUAACAGUGUUGUAUUAUAAUUCUUUAAACAUUGGUAAUAAAGAACAUAAUUUUUUUACUACUAAGCUUGAAUGCAUGCAACUCGGUUACAAAUUAUUUUUAAAAUGUUUGUUAAUGAUAUAUACAUAUAUCUGUAAUGAGCUAUGAUAACAUAACAAGUAUCUGGCAUAUUUACUAUCCAUAUGACACUAAAUAAGUGGGUGACUUGCAUGUUUAUCAACAUCAUGGUCAUAUACUAAUAGAUGAGUGACAUAGCCACCAACCAGUACAUGACUUGCACAUGUACUCUUCUUGUGGCUACCAGUCUUUACUGUAGGCGACUGGAAUCAGAUGCCAGUUAAAAAAUAUAAAACAGAAACUUUAUACCUCAUUUUCUUUUGUGAGAUUCAAACUUAAUGUAAGAGUUCAAAGCAGACACUUAUGUGUCAUGUGUUUAAUGAGGAUGAAAAUAAAAAUAUUUUAGCCAAUAUAAUGGGUUUGAAACCUCGCAUGAAGUGUUAAACAGGCAUAAAAUAUCUUGUUUACAUCCCUUCCCAGCCAACAAAUGAUCAUAUAGUGAUCAGACAUGCCUAGUCUUGGACAGAACUCUCUGGGGAAGUCAGAGCUUGCACACACAACAGGUUUCUGAUAGAAGCACAACAAAAAGUCACAUACCCAUACUCAUUAAACAUAGGUGUGGUGUUUUGGUUUUGGUAGUUUUCUUAGAUGACAAUAUCACUUAAAAAGUUUGUAUUUCAGAUUUUCAUUAUCAUUAGAAGUACAAAAUGUACACAUAGCGGGUAAUCACAUUGUAAUACUAAACAGGAUGAGGGAUGUGUGAGAACAAGGUGCUACAAGAUGACAGGGCAGUAUUUACCAUCACUGAAGUAGUUUGUAUUAUUUCACUUCUUAAUUAACAGGAGGCGGGACGUAGCCCAGUGGUAAAGCACAUGCUUGAUGCAUGGUCUGUUUGAGAUCGAUCCCCAUUUCUCGUUCCAGCCAGUGCUCCACAGCUGGUGUAACAAAGGCUGUGGUAUGUACUAUC
Molecule: messenger RNA, 2957 nt
Organism: Gigantopelta aegis
Lineage: Eukaryota; Metazoa; Mollusca; Gastropoda; Neomphalida; Peltospiridae
Product: bcl-2-like protein 2
Exons: 2
Coding region: 285-866 (193 amino acids)
Biological process (GO): extrinsic apoptotic signaling pathway in absence of ligand; intrinsic apoptotic signaling pathway in response to DNA damage; negative regulation of intrinsic apoptotic signaling pathway
Cellular component (GO): mitochondrial outer membrane
Molecular function (GO): protein homodimerization activity; protein heterodimerization activity
Source: RefSeq, a predicted model, not a curated record